Molecule: messenger RNA, 3243 nt
Organism: Chrysemys picta bellii (western painted turtle)
Lineage: Eukaryota; Metazoa; Chordata; Testudines; Emydidae
Gene: TRIM24
Product: tripartite motif containing 24
Cellular component (GO): chromatin
Molecular function (GO): zinc ion binding; protein binding
Source: RefSeq, a predicted model, not a curated record
CGGGGAGAACGAGGCCGAGAGCCGCCAGGGCCCUGCGGAGCGCGGCGGGGAGGCGGCCCAGCUCAACCUGUUGGACACCUGCGCCGUGUGCGGGCAGCACAUCCAGAGCCGGCGGCCCAAGCUGCUGCCCUGCCUGCACUCGUUCUGCCUGCGCUGCCUGCCACAGCCCGACCGCUACCUCAUGCUGCCCCCCCGCCGCCCCGUCCCCCUCCCCCGGCCCGGGCACCCCCAAAGAGCUGCAGCCGCCGGCGUCCCCCUGCUCGCCCGUCCCUUCGCCGACCUCACCCCUGCACUGCACACCGGUUGGUGUUAUCCGCUGUCCAGUUUGCAGCCAGGAAUGUGCAGAGAGACACAUCAUAGAUAACUUUUUUGUGAAGGACACCACAGAAGUUCCCAGCAGUACAGUGGAAAAGUCAAAUCAGGUCUGCACAAGCUGUGAAGACAAUGCAGAAGCCAAUGGUUUUUGUGUGGAGUGUGUAGAAUGGUUAUGCAAGACCUGCAUCAGAGCUCACCAGAGGGUUAAAUUCACAAAGGACCAUACAGUCAGACAGAAAGAAGAAGUAUCUCCAGAGGCAGUUGGUGUUAACAGUCAGCGGCCUGUUUUCUGCCCUUACCACAAAAAGGAACAGUUGAAGCUCUAUUGCGAGACCUGUGACAAACUUACAUGCCGGGAUUGCCAGUUACUGGAACACAAAGAGCACAGGUAUCAGUUUAUAGAAGAAGCUUUUCAGAACCAGAAAGUGAUCAUUGAUACACUAAUCACCAAGCUAAUGGAGAAGACUAAGUAUAUAAAAUAUACAGAGAAGCAGAUCCAAAACAGAAUCCUUGAAGCGAAUCAGAAUCAAAAGCAGGUGGAACAGGACAUUAAAGUUGCCAUAUUUACACUGAUGGUAGAAAUAAACAAAAAGGGGAAAGCUUUGCUGCAUCAGUUAGAGAGUCUGUCAAAAGACCAUCGGAUUAAGCUUCUGCAGCAACAACAGGAAGUAGCAAGUCUUUCUAAACAGCUGGAACAUGUCAUGAAUUUUUCCAAGUGGGCAGUUUCCAGUGGCAGCAGCACAGCAUUAUUGUACAGCAAACGCCUGCAGCCACCUCCACGCUUGAUUAACUUUCAGAAUCACAAUCCCAACUCUAAUGGAUCAAUUCUUCCUGCUCAACAAAUGAGGGGUCCCCAGAACCAGAAUGUACCAAGACUAACAAUAAAGCCCAACCCAUUGCAGAUGGCGUUCUUGGCACAGCAAGCUAUUAAACAGUGGCAGAUAAGCAGUGGACAAGCUUCAGCUGCCCCGUCAACUGCAAGCAGCACCACAUCCACCCCUUCCAGUCCCACUGUUACUAGUGCUGCAGGGUAUGAUGGGAAGACAUUUGGUCCACCCAUGAUAGAUCUGAGUUCUCCAGUGGGUAGUUCUUAUACCCUACCUUCUCUUCCUGAUAUUGAGUGUACGGGAAACAUUACACUGGAUAACAUUGUAAGGAAAGAUGGUAUUGUGGAGCAGAGCCAGCCAAAACCCGCUUCAAACAGAACCGUCCAGUCACCAAAUUCAUCAGUGCCAUCUCCAGGCCUCUUGGGACAAGUAACUAUGACCAGUGUCCACCCUCCAAUUCGCUCACCCAGUGCCUCCAGUGUUGGAAGCAGAGGCAGCUCUGGCUCCUCCAGCAGGCCACCAGGAGCUGAUUCUACACACAGAGUCCCUGUUGUCAUGUUGGAGCCAAUCAGGAUUAAACAGGAGUCUGGUACAUCCCAUGAGAACUAUGAUUUCCCAAUUGUUAUAGUGAAGCAAGAAACAGAUGAAGAAUCCCGGCCUCGGAAUACCAACUUUUCAAGAAGCAUACUCACCUCUCUGCUAUUGGAUAGCCGUCAUAAUACCACUUCUGACAAAACAGUCUUAAGAACAGAUGCUCCAGAUAGCACAGGUGACCGACCAGGGAUACUUCAGGAGAACACAUCCAGUGGGACGACAGCAUGGAUGGGUACCCCUCACAUUGGAGACAGCAGAAAAGAGGAUGACCCCAAUGAGGACUGGUGUGCAGUGUGUCAGAAUGGAGGAGAGCUCCUGUGUUGUGAGAAAUGCCCUAAAGUGUUCCACCUUUCUUGUCACGUCCCUUCACUAAUGAACUUUCCAAGAGGAGAGUGGAUUUGCACAUUCUGUCGGGACUUGUCCAAGCCGGAAGUAGAAUAUGAUUGUGAUGAUCCCAAUCAGAGCUCUGAAAAAAGAAAACUAGAAGGUUAUAUGGGAUUGGCACCAAUAGAUCGACGGAAAUGUGAGAGGCUACUGCUGUACCUCUACUGCCAUGAAAUGAGCCUGGCUUUUCAAGAUCCAGUUCCUCCUACAGUGCCUGAAUACUACAAAAUAAUAAAGAAGCCUAUGGACUUGUCAACAAUCAAAAAAAGACUGCAAGUGAACCAUCCACUGUAUAUGAAACCAGAAGAUUUUGUGGCUGAUUUCAGACUGAUUUUCCAAAAUUGUGCUGAGUUUAAUGAGCCUGAUUCAGAAGUGGCUGAUGCUGGCAUGAAACUUGAAGCCUACUUUGAAGAACUCCUAAAGACCCUUUAUCCGGAGAGAGAAUUCCCUAUACAACCCUACUGUCGGAGUGAGAGAGAGAAUCCAGAAUCUAGUGAUGACUCUGAUGAUGAUUUUGUACAGCCCAGGAAAAAACGCCUCAAAGGAGAGGAGCGCCAGUUGCUUAAAUGAAUGAGUCGCAUGUACUGGAAUGAAUUUUUUAAAACUAGACAAAUAUUUAUCAACUGUCAGUUGUCAAGAGGAAAAGUCAUGACCACUUUGACCUGUACAUUUGUGGAUGUUUACUAGACUUUAUACCCUUCCCCUAAAACAGAAAUCUACCAGGGAUCAAGGCAUUUGGAGAGACUGUUCUCUGAAGUUCAGUCCUUGCAUCCUACUUGUGGAACGUCAUUAAAACAGCGAUCUGGAAUAACAGCUGCUCAAAUUCAUUUAAAGAAAAGAAUUUGUACAGAAUUAAACUUUAAAAUGUUACAUGAAUUCAAUGUGUGACUUUCUCAGUUUCAAGAAAAUGUAUUAUCACCAGACAUUAAUUUUACCAAAGGCAUGUGGCUGGCCAUAAUUUGUUUUGUACUGUACUUAACCCCAAGCCAUGAAAGCACAUGGUGUAAUUUUGUUGUCCUAGGAGAAUGACUGGUACAAUGGAAGUGUAGUUGCCCCCCUAAAGAAGUUACUGGUGAUUUAAAAUGUAAAGGGAGGGCUGUAUUAAAAUCUACUUAAAAAAUCA